Messenger RNA from Choloepus didactylus (southern two-toed sloth), 8261 nucleotides. It is a transcript of the gene GAPVD1, whose product is annotated as GTPase activating protein and VPS9 domains 1. The record is from RefSeq and is a predicted model, not a curated record. The coding region runs from base 169 to 4551 and encodes 1460 amino acids. Lineage: Eukaryota; Metazoa; Chordata; Mammalia; Pilosa; Megalonychidae. Gene Ontology annotation, biological process: vesicle-mediated transport; regulation of GTPase activity. Gene Ontology annotation, cellular component: endocytic vesicle; cytosol. The transcript has 26 exons. Gene Ontology annotation, molecular function: guanyl-nucleotide exchange factor activity; small GTPase binding.
AGCGCCGCAGCAGGAGGCGGGUAAGCCAACUAGAGAGCGGCAGUGGCGGUGGCAGUUCGUGGCGAGGGCGACGGUUUCAAGGCCCAGUGGCCGUCUGACGGAGACCUUCGUGCCCUCCUCCUCAUGAGGCCCUUGUGAUCUGCUUUUGUACCAUUUCCACGUUUGAAAAUGGUAAAACUAGAUAUUCACACUCUGGCUCAUCACCUCAAGCAGGAACGCUUGUAUGUAAACUCUGAGAAACAGCUCAUUCAGAGGCUCAAUGCAGAUGUGCUUAAGACAGCUGAAAAGUUGUAUCGUACAGCAUGGAUUGCUAAGCAACAGAGAAUUAACUUGGAUCGACUUAUCAUAACCAGUGCCGAAGCGUCCCCUGCUGAAUGUUGCCAACAUGCCAAGAUUUUGGAAGAUACACAGUUUGUUGAUGGAUAUAAACAAUUGGGAUUUCAGGAGACUGCUUAUGGAGAAUUCCUGAGUCGGUUAAGGGAAAAUCCUCGUCUUAUUGCCUCCUCUUUGGUUGCUGGAGAGAAACUUAAUCAGGAGAACACACAAAGUGUUAUUUACACAGUCUUUACCUCUCUCUAUGGCAACUGCAUUAUGCAAGAAGAUGAAAGCUACCUCCUUCAGGUUUUGCGCUACUUGAUUGAAUUUGAACUUAAAGAAAGUGACAACCCCAGGAGACUUUUGAGGAGAGGAACUUGUGCCUUCAGCAUCUUAUUUAAACUUUUUUCUGAAGGACUGUUUUCUGCCAAACUUUUUCUCACCGCUACCUUACAUGAGCCAAUCAUGCAACUGCUAGUUGAAGAUGAAGAUCACUUGGAAACAGAUCCAAACAAGCUAAUUGAGAGAUUCUCCCCAUCUCAACAGGAAAAACUAUUUGGAGAGAAGGGCUCCGAGAGAUUCAGGCAAAAGGUUCAAGAAAUGGUGGAUUCCAAUGAGGCCAAACUAGUGGCGCUGGUGAACAAAUUUAUUGGUUAUCUCAAACAGAACACAUAUUGCUUUCCACAUAGUUUGAGGUGGAUUGUGUCACAGAUGUACAAAACCCUGUCCUGUGUAGAUAGACUGGAAGUUGGAGAAGUCAGGGCAAUGUGUACUGAUCUCCUGCUUGCCUGCUUCAUUUGUCCUGCAGUUGUCAAUCCAGAACAGUAUGGAAUAAUUUCUGAUGCUCCUAUUAAUGAGGUGGCAAGAUUUAAUCUGAUGCAGGUUGGCCGCCUUUUGCAGCAAUUAGCAAUGACUGGGUCUGAAGAGGGAGAUCCCCGAACAAAAAGCAGCCUUGGAAAAUUUGACAAAAGCUGUGUUGCUGCUUUCCUUGAUGUUGUGAUUGGGGGCCGUGCAGUGGAGACCCCUCCGAUGUCCUCUGUUAAUCUUCUGGAAGGGUUGAGCAGAACUGUGGUUUAUAUAACCUACAGUCAGCUUAUUAAUCUGGUGAAUUUUAUGAAGAGUGUGAUGUCUGGAGAUCAACUGAAAGAAGAUAGAAUGGCUCUUGACAAUUUAUUAGCAAACCUACCCCAGGCCAAGCCAGGAAAAAGCAGCAGUUUGGAAAUGACUCCCUAUAAUACUCCUCAGCUGUCUCCAGCAACCACUCCAGCAAAUAAAAAGAAUCGAUUGCCUAUAGCAACUCGGAGCAGAAGCCGCACCAAUAUGCUAAUGGACCAGCAUAUGGACCAUGAUGGAUCAUCCCAAGAAACCAUCCAGGAGACACAACCAGAAGAGGUGUUGGUCAUUUCCUUAGGAACAGGUCCCCAGCUUACUCCAGGAAUGAUGUCAGAAAAUGAGGUCCUAAACAUGCAACUUUCGGAUGGAGGACAAGGAGAUGUCCCUGUUGAUGAAAACAAACUCCACGGUAAACCUGAUAAAACCUUGCGCUUUUCCCUCUGCAGUGAUAAUCUGGAAGGAAUAUCUGAAGGUCCUUCAAAUCGCUCCAAUUCAGUGUCCUCACUAGACCUGGAAGGAGAGUCUGUAUCAGAACUUGGAGCAGGACCUUCUGGAAGUAAUGGAGUUGAAGCUCUACAGCUGUUAGAGCAUGAACAAGCCACAACACAGGAUAAUCUUGAUGAUAAGCUAAGGAAGUUUGAAAUUCGUGACAUGAUGGGACUAACAGACGAUAGGGAUAUAUCAGAAACAGUGAGUGAGACCUGGAGUACAGAUGUCUUGGGAAGUGACUUUGACCCUAACAUUGAUGAAGAUCGCUUGCAAGAAAUUGCAGGUGCAGCAGCAGAGAACAUGUUAGGCAGUUUGCUGUGCCUGCCAGGUUCAGGAUCAGUGCUUCUUGACCCCUGCACUGGUUCUACCAUAUCAGAGACAACCAGUGAAGCUUGGAGUGUAGAGGUAUUGCCAAGUGACUCAGAGGCUCCAGACCUGAAGCAGGAGGAGCGUCUACAAGAACUGGAGAGCUGUUCUGGACUGGGUAGCACAUCUGAUGAUACCGAUGUCAGGGAGGUCAGUUCCCGCCCCAGCACACCAGGCCUCAGUGUUGUGUCGGGCAUUAGUGCAACCUCUGAGGAUAUUCCCAAUAAAAUUGAAGACCUCAGAUCUGAGUGCAGCUCUGAUUUUGGGGGUAAAGAUUCUGUCACUAGUCCAGACAUGGAUGAAGUAACACAUGGCACCCACCAGCUGACCUCUCCUCCUUCUCAGUCAGAGUCCUUGCUUGCCAUGUUUGAUCCACUGUCUUCACAUGAAGGGGCUUCUGCUGUGGUAAGGCCAAAAGUUCAUUAUGCCAGGCCAUCACAUCCACCACCAGAUCCCCCAAUCCUGGAAGGAGCUGUGGGAGGAAAUGAGGCCAGGUUGCCAAACUUUGGUACACAUAUUUUAACUCCAGCAGAAAUGGAGGCGUUUAAGCAAAGGCAUUCUUACCCUGAGAGAUUAGUUCGCAGCAGGAGCUCUGAUAUAGUAUCUUCUGUCCGGCGACCCAUGAGUGACCCCAGCUGGAACAGACGUCCAGGAAAUGAAGAGCGAGAACUCCCUCCAGCUGCAGCCAUUGGUGCUACUUCUUUGAUGGCUGCACCUCACUCAUCAUCUUCAUCGCCGAGUAAGGACUCCUCAAGAGGAGAGACUGAAGAACGCAAAGAUAGCGAUGAUGAGAAAUCAGACAGGAACAGACCUUGGUGGAGAAAACGUUUUGUUUCAGCUAUGCCUAAAGCUCCUAUACCAUUUAGAAAGAAAGAAAAACAAGAAAAAGACAAAGAUGAUCUGGGGCCUGACAGAUUCUCAACACUCACAGAUGAUCCCAGCCCUAGACUCAGUGCACAAGCUCAGGUCGCUGAGGAUAUUCUGGACAAAUACAGGAAUGCCAUUAAGCGAACCAGCCCCAAUGAAGGAGCAAUGGCAAACUAUGAAAGUACAGAGGUCAUGGGUGAUGGUGAGAGUGCACAUGAUUCUCCUCGUGAUGAAACUCUGCAAAACAUCUCAGCUGAUGAUCUCCCAGACUCUGCAAGCCAAGCAGCCCACCCUCAGGAUUCAGCUUUCUCUUACAGAGAUGCAAAAAAGAAACUGAGGCUUGCACUUUGCUCUGCAGAUUCUGUUACCUUCCCAAUGCUAACCCAUUCAACAAGGAAUGGUUUACCAGACCAUACAGACCCAGAAGAUAAUGAAAUUGUAUGUUUCUUGAAAGUUCAAAUAGCUGAAGCAAUUAAUUUACAAGAUAAGAACUUAAUGGCUCAACUUCAAGAAACAAUGCGUUGUGUGUGCCUCUUUGAUAACAGGACUUGUAGGAAACUUCUCGCGUCCAUUGCUGAGGACUACAGGAAAAGGGCCCCAUAUAUUGCUUAUCUAACUCGUUGUCGACAAGGACUACAGACCACACAGGCUCAUCUGGAAAGGCUACUCCAAAGAGUUUUACGGGACAAAGAGGUGGCCAAUCGGUACUUUACCACUGUUUGUGUGAGGUUACUGCUUGAGAGCAAAGAAAAGAAGAUCAGAGAAUUCAUUCAAGACUUUCAGAAACUGACAGCAGCUGAUGAUAAAACUGCUCAGGUAGAAGAUUUUCUACAGUUCCUUUAUGGUGUGAUGGCCCAGGAUGUCAUAUGGCAAAAUGCCAGUGAAGAGCAGCUUCAGGAUGCUCAGCUGGCCAUUGAACGAAGUGUGAUGAAUCGGAUCUUCAAGCUUGCUUUCUAUCCUAAUCAGGAUGGGGACAUACUUCGUGACCAGGUUCUUCAUGAGCAUAUUCAGAGACUGUCAAAAGUAGUGACUGCAAAUCACAGAGCUCUUCAGAUACCAGAGGUAUACCUCCGGGAGGCACCAUGGCCAUCUGCACAAUCAGAAAUCAGGACAAUAAGUGCUUACAAAACCCCCCGAGACAAAGUGCAGUGUAUCCUGAGAAUGUGCUCUACUAUUAUGAACCUCCUAAGCCUGGCCAAUGAAGACUCUGUCCCAGGAGCAGAUGACUUUGUCCCUGUUUUGGUAUUUGUGUUGAUAAAGGCAAAUCCACCCUGUUUGUUGUCCACUGUUCAGUAUAUCAGUAGCUUUUAUGCAAGUUGUCUGUCUGGAGAAGAAUCCUACUGGUGGAUGCAGUUCACAGCAGCAGUGGAAUUCAUUAAAACCAUCGAUGACCGAAAGUGACCAAGACCAAGGCCCUCCAAGGCGCAGACUGUUAAUCGGGCAAACAGAUCUCUGUGAAAAUUAACCAGCUACUUUGAAGGCUGAAGAUUUGUUUUGUAUAAUAUUGUACAGCACUCAGACAUUUUAAAACAGAUCUUUACUAAACAGAUUAAUGAGCUAACAAGCAGGUUCUCUUUUCUUUGGGCUCUUUUCCUUUCUGAGUUGCAUUUUUUGUUAUUUUUUUUUUGUCCCCAAGUAGAGAAUAGCACUGCAAGAAGGGACCACAUUUUUUCAGGUAUUUUGAAAUUCUAAAAAACAAAAUGAAAAAUCUUUAAGAAAAUUCCUAGAUCUCCGUUCAUGAAUACCCAUUCUUUGCUUUCCUUUUAAAAAAGAACAGUACACCUCUUUUAGGAUGCUGUCUAAUCUUGUAUGCAUCUAAUGGAAGGAAAAUACCAGUUGCACUGAGGAUUGUAAUGGUGGUGACAUUAGUGGCAUUAUCUAUAAAUAACACUCAGUUAAAUUGAAAACCUAAGAAGGAAAUGUAAAUAUAAUAUAUAUUUAUAUUUGAUGUAAUAUGUACACCUUCAGAUUCUAAUAAACAAGGAAUAUUACUGAUAGGUUGUGACAUACCCUAUUGUGAAAUGGUUUCCUUGACAAAAUUUAAGCUGAGCUUAAAAGCAAAAAAGCAAACAAAAAAAAUGCACAGAAAUAUUUAUUAAAAUGUAAUACAAUUUAUUGAAUUUUGUAGGCAUGGAGUUUGAUGUGCAGGGCUGCCUUUGAUGAGGAGCAUAAAAUCAUUGAUUAAGUCCUGUAGACAUUUCUCACCAUGGAAGUUUUUGAGCCUGCAUGUACAAGAUAGACUCUUUUAAUCACCAUACAUUAUAUAAAAAGGAACAGUAGAUAUCUAAUGCUUUAUUGGUACUUUUCAUCUGAAAUACUAAAUAUAGAAACCCCAAACAGAGCUCCUUACAAACCUUUAAUUGUAAUAUAUUUUUGAUGAUUAUUUACAUAGAAUGCACAGACCAGGAAUUCAGUGAAUGUCAUUUUUUUUUAAACUGAUUUCUAUUGUCUGCUCUAGUGAUACAAGUUUUACUAGUGAUAAACUAUUUUAAUCAACCAUACUAUUCUUAUGAAAAAAAUAUAUAUUUUGGCAGGUUACUGUGCCUUUAUUUCCCUCUUCUGAAAAAGUAUGUUUCAGUAGUUUGAUUUGCAUUCUAUAUCAAUAAUUAAUCUGGAAUGGGUUUUAGUACCUGAGAAAUCAACCAAGGAGGCACACCAAAGCUUCAAGCACAAGUCUUGUACAUAGACCACUGUCUGGUUUCACUUUGUAUAUUUCCUGAACAUAUUUAAAGAUUAACUUCUUUUAUAACAAACUCUGUCCCAUACUUUGAGUUCCUUGUUGCUGGCAGCAUUUUCAGGCAUUUUUAAGAGAACUGUGACAGACAUCCUUGAACUGAUGAAUAAAUACAGAGGCUGUCUACUCCCUCUCUCUAAGGUCUCUUGGGUUUCAUAAUGCCUAUAGAAGCUGGAUUUUCCUUAUGCCUCCACCUCUUCUCACUUGUCAUUCAUUUAUUUUAAAAUACCAAAAUAUCAAUUGCAUGGAAUGUGUAAUAUGGUUUCUGCUCUUUAGGGAGAGAUCAAAAUUAAACUAGUACUAUGAAAUGCCCUUUUAAAUGUUAGGUGAAGAAAUCCUUAGAGUCUUUGCUUCAUGUGCAGUAACUACCAAACUUGCCUAGGUGUUAGAAGUCAAAUCCUGUCACAAAUAUGUCACAAUGUGACACGAUUUCUGAAACCUAGAUGGUAUUCCAUUUGCUUCAGCAUUUGAUACAAUAAAUGUUAAAUCAACAAAGAAUUUGAAUAGUUGGAAUUCAUUGUAAUGGGAUUUAACUCAUAAAUCAACAAGAGAUUUAUUUUUCUCCACAGUAGUUGCUAAAUCUUUUAUGGCUGUAGAAAUAAAUAAGAUGUAGAUGUUUUGUAGAAGAGAAGGUGGUGGAUUUCGGGUGUAAGGGCACACUGAAGGCAGGAAAUAGGGGUCUGUGGUGCUUGAGCCUGGGAUGAGAGUAGAACCACGGAUAACUGGUAUCGGUAAAUCUCUGAGAUGGUUGUGGGUGCUUGGGUCUUUGCUGAGAUAGUGGCAGAGAAGAACAGGCCCAGUGUUUAAUGGGAAGCUAAGUUUCCCUCAGAAAAUCUUGUCGGGAGCAAGGACUAUUUCAACAUUAACCAUCACUGGUUUGAUUCAUGACAGGAUUUAUUAGGAAUUAGUAACUGUCUACAUGGCAGUGGUGUGUAUGAAGUAGGGAGUAAUUUGGUUUUGUGCUUUCAGGAAGCAAUAGUCGUUCUUCAAAUGUUUCUUACUAAACUUCAUCCCAAUACUUAUUUUACAGGAAGGAUAGUGCAAAAUCACCUAUGGGAAACAUUUGGCAGCCACUGAUGAUUACGUUGAAUUCACAAACAGGAUAAUGAAUGUUAAAUGGGGAGGUAGUGACUCAGCUCAUUGAGACCUUGUAUAAUUAACUCGUCUGUUCUGAAAAGAAAAGUUAGCUUGUAUUUUGUAUUAAUAUUAUGUUUCUGGAAGUUACGUAGUAGAAAUACAGAUUAAAGAGUCUUUAUUUGUAAAAUUAUUUACAAACCUGGUUAAAAAAUUUUUUGUUAUCUUUCUCCACCUUUGGUCAAAUAUCAGGCGUAGUUACUGCUUUUUGCUUCAUUUUCUUCUUCAAAACCUGCUUAUAAAAGCCUUUUUCUACAGAUAGUUAAAUAACUUGAGAUUUAUGAGGGAUUGGAAAAUAAAUAAGAUGCAUGAUUUUUCCUGUUGUGUCCUGGAAGCUUUAAUUUAAAGUGGACUUUACAUAUACACGUUCCUGAAGUGCAUAAGCAAGAAAUCAAAAAACCCAGCCCGGACAGUGAAAAGACUUUGUUCUUGCCAUAAAAAUCUGUAGCUGGCUGCGCAUGCUGAGCCAUGGCCCGCUUUUCCUGUUGCUUGCCAUGAGAAUUCCAGUUUGGGCCAAAUAAAGGUCAACUAGAUGUUUUAAAUGUGUGAGAUUUUAAAGAUUUCUUUCUUUGAUGUGAUUGAGUAUGAAGAAGGCAGUAGGAAUCCACUUGCUCAAAAGUAUUAGUGGAUUAACCUAAGAAGUGAUAAGAAUGUAGUGGAGUUAGCUUCCUCAAUUUGUGUAUUCUAGUCUUUCCUCCAGCCUCUCCAUUCCAGCUUUUAAGUCUAGUGAGUUUAAUGUAAUUGCCAUGAUUUUUGAAAAAAAAUUAAACAGUCCUCUUGAAACUCAAGAACUUUUAAGUGGAUUGACAGUAAUGAGAUAGAUAUUUGAAGUAUUUGCCAAAAUGCUUGAAAACUUUGCCAGAUUAAUUACUUAACAUAUUUAAAAUGAAGGCUACCCAAGGAGUAGGAUGACCAGGAAGAACUUCAUUACUUUUGCAAACAUUGGGGAGAAAUGAAAAUAUAAAUUGCUUCAGAGUUAAAGUAAGGCUGAUGUGAUUGCGCCUUAAGAAUUCGUCUCUGAUGAGUUAAUAUUCUGUCCCGUGUAUUGUGUUCUGUUUUUCACCUGUAUUAAAAAAGCUUUGUACUGCCUCCUCUGGAAACUAGUAAAACCUUUAUAUAAACCCAAGUUAAUGAGCUUGCACAAUCUGGUAUAUGUAUAGGAAACCCGUCCUAUCUCCUAAUGUGAUUACUUAUGUGUGACAUCAUUCUGUAAAAUUGAUUAAAAAGGGAGAGCAGUUUAAUU